AUGGGAAAUACAUCCAAAGAUGCUGAUAGAGGGAAACGUUCCACUAAGGCUAGUGCAUCUUCCAUGAAGGAAAAAGCGCCUCAGAACCCUCUGAAGAAGCGGUCGCGGAAAGCUCUAGGCAAUGAUGUAAUGCGUGAGAUGGAGGAAGAGGAGAUGGUGCAGGAAGGUGAUGAAGGUUCAGUGGUGAAGGUUCGACGCCUGGCUCGGGUAAAUCCUUAUGAGGGACUGCCUGUGCCUGAGGAGUUUCCUGGGGGGCCGUUGGAUACGUCAGUAUUGUAUGAUUAUGGAGCGCCACAUAUUGAGAGAUGCGUUUAUGACAACAAAGACCGUGGCAUGAUUAUGCCGGUCAGCAACGAGGGAAAGAUGAAUUCGAUUGUUUAUUUUGUUAAUGACUUCAAAUGGUGGCACACAACCAUGGACACCAUAGGAAUGUAUAGGCUGGAACUAACUGGAUACUCGUUUCUUGAUCCCACGUUGUUGUCUACUUUUGUGGAGCGAUGGCAUGGGGAGACCAAUAGCUUCCAUAUGUCGAGCGGAGGGAUGAUAGUUACGCUGGAUGACAUGUGUUGUCUACCCAUUAAGGGACGUUUGCUAGACCAUAAAGGUAUCCCGACCAAAACUGAGGGUGUUGAGCUAAUGAUUAAGCAUAUGGGAUCAACUCGGGAGGAAGCUGAGCACGAGGUUAAAACAACCAAGGGUGCACAUGCAAGGUUCGUAUAUUUGAAGGAACUCAUAAAAAAACACAUGUCAGUAGUCAACAAAGCUGAGGUGGACGGUGAUAAGGACACUUUUGAGAGGUAUAAGGGAUAUAUUACGAGGGCGUACCUCUUGUUGUUGGGCGCUGCUGCACUGGCGUUCCUUUAUCGGGAGUUGACAAACGCCACUAUUCCGUCCUACAAAUAUGUGGCUGGAUACAUGACGCUGCUACAGACUUGGAUCUACAACUACUUUGUGGACAUCAGAGGGUCUUUGGAUACGCAAUACGAACAACAAUACCCCCGAGCUACCAAAUAUGAUCCGACAAAGGGGCAAUCUAGCCAAAUGGCAAUGCGGAAAAUGAUGGAUCAGUUGCUUCCACACGACAUCACAUGGACUCCUUACAAGGACCACCGAGAUGUUUGCCCCUUUAAGGAUAUAACUUUGUACUCCGAUUGGAUCGGGUGUGGGCCUAUCAAAGUAAGGUAUCUACCAGAGCGGGUGUUACGACAAUUUGGCUACAUGGAGACCAUUCCCCGUCAUCCAGAUUCCACAGUGAAUAUAUUGGACACGGUAUAUCGUAUUGAUCAGCAUUGGCUCAAUUACACGGAUCGCGUUCUGACUUAUGAUAUGCUUGGCAGCCGUUCUACUAUUCCGUCAGACAUCGCCCCCGGAUACAUGUCGUGGUAUUUCAGGAUAUCACAUCCUUACAUCGUCUGUAUCUCGACGAGUCUGAUGCAGCCUAUGCCUGUUGAGUCUGAUGCUGCUAUGCUUGGUAUAUUGGCUAGCAUUCGAUACAUACUCAACAGUGUUAUGCACAAGGAUGAAGUUCCAAACGACUCUCGUGUUUACAACGAAUUCAAGUAUGCAUACACCUUGACAUUUGUACCGAAUCAGGGUGGACCCGGUUCUAGUAGUCAGUCCUAG
This is a messenger RNA of Trifolium pratense (red clover), 1623 nucleotides long. Its product is annotated as protein MAINTENANCE OF MERISTEMS-like. NCBI's taxonomy places the organism in Eukaryota, Viridiplantae, Streptophyta, Magnoliopsida, Fabales, Fabaceae. The transcript has 5 exons. The coding region runs from base 1 to 1623 and encodes 540 amino acids. Gene Ontology annotation, biological process: meristem maintenance; meristem development. The record is from RefSeq and is a predicted model, not a curated record.